AUGUCGGCCAACGGCACCGACGCACCAGCUACGCCACGCGGGCUCGUCCGCAUCGACGCCCUCGACCCCUCCACCACAGCGGAGAAGCUCAUCGAGAUCCUCAAUGUCGACGGCGCCGUGAUCGUCCAGAACCUGAUCACACGCGAGCACGCAGCACAGAUCCAACAGGACCUGAAGCCGCACUUCGAAGCCGACGGGGGCGACAAGAGCGGAUUCUUCCCGAGCACGACCCGGCGCGCGACAGGCCUGCUCGCCAUCUCGGACCACUGUGUCGAUUUGGCGCUGAACCCGCUGUUCAACGACGUGGCGAACCGCCUGCUCACUGACGAGUUCACCUACUAUCUCGGCCAGGAGAAACACACGUCCAUCUCCAAGCCGCAGAUCUCCAGCACUGUCGGCUUCCAGGUCAAUCCCGGCGGGAGGCAGCAGGGCCUGCAUCGCGACGAGAUCGACUACCACAUGCGCGACUCCGAUCGCCCGAUGCUCAUCGGCUGCGUCACCGCCGUCACCAAGACGACCAAGGAGAACGGCGCCACCAUCGUCAUCCCAGGCUCGCAUCUGUGGAAGGACGACCGCUGUCCCUAUGACCACGAGGCCGUGCCUGCCGAGCUCGAACCCGGCGACGCGACCAUUUUCCUAGGCAGCACCUACCACGCUGGUGGUGGUAAUACCACCGUAGACCAAGCUCGCGAAACAGUCGGCAUCUUCCUCUGCAAAGGCAUGUACCGACAAGUCGAGAACCAGUAUUUCAUGCUUGCUCUCAUAUCUAAAUUCUCCCAAAAGGUCCCGCCCGAAAAAGCAAAACACCUGAGUCCUAAAGCUCAGCGGCUGCUCGGCUAUGGCAUCAGUCCGCCGUUCUGCGGAUUCGUCAAUUAUAAGGAUCCGAUGAGCCUGUUCUUUGGUGUUAAUGAUGCUGAGACGGUGGUUCUUUGA
Exophiala bonariae is the source of this 933-nucleotide messenger RNA. RefSeq lists its product as uncharacterized. NCBI's taxonomy places the organism in Eukaryota, Fungi, Ascomycota, Eurotiomycetes, Chaetothyriales, Herpotrichiellaceae. The record is from RefSeq and is a predicted model, not a curated record. Bases 1 to 933 code for a protein of 310 amino acids. The transcript is spliced from 3 exons.